AUGGCGCAGAGCACGCUCACAGCUUCAAAGAAACGUCUCGACAAUGCGGUACACCGCUCUGAGGUUACCUCCCGCGAAGGCAUUUUGGAGCGUCUCUUCACCUUUGCCUUCAAGGGGCUGGUUUACCCGCAGAUCUGGGAAGAUCCGGACGUCGACAUGAAGGCGCUUCAGCUGACGCCACAAUGCCGGAUGAUCACGAUCGCAUCGGGUGGCUGCAAUGUGAUGUCCUAUCUGACUGCCAAUCCCGCGGAAAUCACCGCCGUCGAUCUGAACCGGGCCCAUGUGGCUCUUGGCCGUUUGAAGCUUGCAGCAGCCAGGCACUUUCCGAACUAUGAGACAUUCUACAGGUUCUUCGGCGAGGCUGACGAGAAGGCGAAUGUUGCUGCGUAUAACCGGUUUUUGAAAGACAAUCUCGAUCCGGACACCAUAGCCUACUGGGAAGGGCGCGACCUGGCCAACUGGGGCCGCAGGCGUAUUUCACUGUUCUCGCGCGAUCUCUAUCAUCAUGGCCUGCUUGGAUAUUGCAUCGGAGCGGGCCAUCUCAUUGCACGCCUUUACGGGAUCAAUCCGAAGCACAUGGUGAAGGCCCGCUCCCUGGAAGAACAGCGUACCUUCUUCGAAACCGCCCUGGCGCCACUUUUCGACAAGCGUCUGGUGCGUUGGGCGACCUCGAAGAAAAUGUCUCUUUAUGGUCUUGGGAUCCCUCCUGCACAGUAUGAUGCGCUUGUUUCCGCGAACGCUGAUGGUGACAUGUCUGCUGUUCUGCGCGACCGGCUGGAAAAGCUGGCAUGCGAUUUCUCCAUGAAAGACAACUAUUUUGCCUGGCAGGCAUUUGGCCGCGGCUAUGCACCCCAGGCAGGGGAGUCGACCGGGAAAUCGGGCCCGUUGCCACCUUAUCUGAAACGCGCGCAUUUCGAGGAGAUUCGGGCCCGAGCGAACAGGGUACGGGUCCUGAACCGGAAUUUUACCGAACAUCUUCAAUCCGUCUCAGGCGACAGUCUCGACGCCUAUGUGCUCCUUGAUGCCCAGGACUGGAUGACGGAUUUUCAGCUGAAUUCUCUUUGGGCGGAAAUCACCCGCACAGCGCGGCCUGGCGCAAGGGUCAUUUUCCGGACCGCCGCCGAACCGACACUGCUUCCGGGCCGUGUUGCGGACGACAUCCUCGAUCAAUGGCGUUACGAGGAAAGCGAGAGCCUGGAACUCGGCCGGCAGGAUCGCUCCUCCAUUUAUGGUGGCUUCCAUCUUUACGUGUUCAACGGAUAG
Messenger RNA from Effrenium voratum, 1263 nucleotides. NCBI's taxonomy places the organism in Eukaryota, Dinophyceae, Suessiales, Symbiodiniaceae. The record is from the annotation of a GenBank genome assembly.